Molecule: messenger RNA, 741 nt
Organism: Talaromyces marneffei
Lineage: Eukaryota; Fungi; Ascomycota; Eurotiomycetes; Eurotiales; Trichocomaceae
Exons: 2
Coding region: 1-741 (246 amino acids)
Biological process (GO): nucleolar large rRNA transcription by RNA polymerase I
Cellular component (GO): RNA polymerase I upstream activating factor complex
Molecular function (GO): RNA polymerase I cis-regulatory region sequence-specific DNA binding
Source: RefSeq, a predicted model, not a curated record
AUGAAACCUAGCCAGUCCAGAGACGUUUCAAGAACUCAAUCAAUCGAUGAGAGCACCGAUGAAGAACCGAGAGGCUCGCAUCGCAAAAGGCGUUUGACUGUGUAUGAUGCUGUUGCGGGUAGAGUCAAUCGACAACGGUUCAUCUCCCACUCGACUACGUCUCGAUGGAGGCGUAAUGUGUCCGCUAGCCGCGCUGUUCGAUCAUCGAAUGAUAUCUUGUCUCGCUUGGGAGGUGAUGAUUUUGAUGAUUGGAUUGAUGACGAAUCCCUGGACCACGUUCAUCUUCCUGAAUCCGACAUCCUUGAAUCUGUUCAGUCUUAUGCGGGUCAUUUCUAUGCGAACACUGGUGACAGUCGUCGAACGGAACAUUUCUCCAGUAUGAAUGGGUCUGCUCUCAUCGCAAUGGGCAUAUUAUUGGAAGAGCUGGGAAACGAAUUGCUAGGAGAGACUGGUGAUAUGGUAUUAGUGGAACGUGAGGAUGGUGACAACUACGAUUCUGGUCACUAUGCUAGCGACGCGAGUAUCACUAGCAGUGCCUACAGCGGAAAGACGAACAGAAAGCGAUCAGCUUCAGUCAUGAGCAGAGACACACCCAAACAUAUGUCUGGGACUGAAGAGGAAUCUAGUUCUUCUCGAAAGAGGGGAAAGAAUAAAAAGCCACGUCUUGAUAAAUCAGCUGCAGGGCCGACAGACACCGAGACGGAGCAUAGGGUCGAUGCAGUGUACAUCAGCGAUGACUGA